Gossypium raimondii (Peruvian cotton) is the source of this 1889-nucleotide messenger RNA. Its product is annotated as F-box/kelch-repeat protein At1g57790. Lineage: Eukaryota; Viridiplantae; Streptophyta; Magnoliopsida; Malvales; Malvaceae. The transcript is spliced from 3 exons. Gene Ontology annotation, molecular function: protein binding. The record is from RefSeq and is a predicted model, not a curated record. Bases 493 to 1581 code for a protein of 362 amino acids.
UUCUUUUGGGUUCUUUGAGCGACCAAGUUGGUAGCUUUACCUAUUUUUAAUAAAAAAAUUGAAACUUCGGUGAUUAGGUUUUCAUGCAAAUCACAGUUGCGUUUUGGGAAUUAUAGCUUCUUGAGUUCUGAAUAUGAGAACAAAAUUUGAUUCUUUACUUAAUAAGGAAGUAGAAUUAUGCAAAUUUGUUGGCAAGGCUGAUAUUUUUCUUUUGUUUAUGCCUAUGCUUGGGAGUCAUUCUGGGUUUUGAGAAAUUGCAGGGAUAGAUAGUUGAGAAUUUUAAUUUCCUUUUUUUGGGUCUUUAACCAUGGUUACAAAUCAUUGCAUGUUUAGGGGAUUGGAGCGAUUCAGUCUUGAUUCCUUGUUAAUGUGUUAUUUUGGAGCGAUUCCGCCUUUUGGGUUGAAGAAAUGCAGCAAGCAUUGGAUUUUGAAUCUUUUAUAAAGCAUGAUUAAGCUAUCUGACUUAGUGGAGCAUUUUUAGGGCUAGCAGAAAUGGUGAAUGGGGAUGAAAGAACUGCAAGUGAAGAUGGUAAGGGGAGGUUGGAGUUACAAACAUGGUCUGAUCUUCCUCUAGAACUUUUGGAAUUGAUUUUGUCCAAUCUAACUUUUGAGGAUAACGUUCGAGCAUCUGUUGUCUGCAAGAGGUGGCACAAGGUUGCAAUCUCAGUUCGGGUUAUGAACCAAUCACCGUGGCUCAUGUACAUACCGAAAUCUGGUUGCUUGUACGAGUUCUAUGAUCCAUCAGAGCGCAAAAUCCACUCUCUUGAGCUACCAGAGUUGCGUGGAUGCAGGGUUUGUUACACUAAACAGGGUUGGUUGUUGUUAUAUAGACGCAGGAAUCACCUCGUAUUCUUCUUUAAUCCCUUCACUCGGGAGACAAUAAAUCUUCCUAGCUAUGAGUUGGCAUAUGAAAUAAUGGCUUUCUCUUGUACCCCAACAUCGACCAACUGUGUGGUUUUCUCAAUAAAGCACGUCCACCCUACUGUUGUUGCUAUCAGCACAUGUCAUCCCGGGGCAUCGGAAUGGACCAUUGUUAACCACCGGAAUCGCUUGCCGUUUGUUAGUAGCAUUUGGGACAAACCCGUUUUCUGCAGUGGACUCUUUUAUUGUCUUAGUCUCACUGGUUGGUUAGGAGUUUAUGAUCCAGGGAGACGAUAUUGGAAGGUUCUUGCUGUGCCUCCACCAAGAUGCCCUGAGAAUUUUUUCGUCAAAAAUUGGUGGAAAGGAAAAUUUAUGACAGAGCACAACGGAGAUCUCUUAGUCGUCUAUACGUCUCAAAACAAGAACCCCAUGAUAUAUAAACUGUAUCGAUCAGAAUUGGCAUGGAAAGAAAUGGAAAGCCUUCGCGGUGUGACAAUAUUUGCAAGUUUCUUGUCAUCUCUUUCAGGAGCUAAUCUGCCUGGAAUAAUGAGGAACAGUGUGUACUUCUCCAAAUUUCGUUUCUUUGGAAAGCGUUGCAUAUCGUAUUCGUUUGAUGACUGUAGAUACUAUCCCCGUAAACAGCAGUAUGACUGGGGAGAGCAACCUCCCUUUGAGAACAUAUGGAUCGAGCCACCCCGCCAUGCCUUAUCCUCUAUCUGAAAGAAGUUUGUCUCUGGGGGAUUUUGGAGCCUGCAUUAAUGGAGGCGUUGGCUCUUCAACUCAAGUUUCUGUUUAUGGAUGGAUUUUGUUCAGUUGCUGAAAUUGCAGCCAUGUUUUGCUGUAGAAUCUGUCUGAUCUUAGCAUAUCUCAUAGGUUAUAGUAAUCAGUCCAAUACAUCAGAUCAUCUCUCUUUUUGUUCAGUCCAAUACAUUUUUCUUUUCAUUGUUACUUCUCUGACAACGUUAUCAUAGUAAAUCUUGUCAGUUUCAUAUUUUAGUCUAUAAAAGAUGCAUUCUAUGUUCCGAUAA